AUGUCCAUAUUUGGUAUGAAGAGUGACGUCAUCAGGCACACCUGGAUCCUCUACUAUCUCCUCGUUAUUUUCUUCUCCUUCAUCGGAGACAUGACCAUUUUGAUAGCCUCCAUAAAGUACAAAGCAUUCAGACUACACAACUUUAUCAUAGCCGUGAUGCAGCACAUUGCGGUAUGUGACAUGGCUGUGUGCACCUUUUGGGUGUUCCCCAGACUUAUUUCACUGAUAGCUGAUCAAUGGGUGCUGGGGGAACAGUUCUGUCAGAUUCAGCCUUACAUGAUGUAUUACUUUGGAACAGCUUGCCUGCUCCUGACAUGUGCUAUGGCAGUUAGCAAGCUGAGUAUUCUAAAGUUCCCAAUAAGGUCCAGAUACCUCACACCAGAGAAGUCCCACCAAGUAUGCGCGGUGGUCUGGGCGGUAUCUUGGAAUGUCCCCAUCACAUUCCUAGAUGGUGUGGACGUGUGUUUCGACCUGAGGACCUACUCCUGUGAUUUCAUCUCCCCGAACACCACAUCCUCUCUGCUCAUAUCAACCGUACUGAACCUGGUCAUACCUAAUGUUCUGGUUGUAACAUCAACAAGCCUGAUUGUGAUGCAUCUACUCAAAGCUAGAAGAGCUGCUCGACGGAGUAAUGGUAAAGAAAGGUGGCAAGGACUCAUCACUACCAUUGAUUCGCAACAGCAAUUAUCUUGCUGA
Molecule: messenger RNA, 696 nt
Organism: Bolinopsis microptera
Lineage: Eukaryota; Metazoa; Ctenophora; Tentaculata; Lobata; Bolinopsidae
Product: neuropeptide Y receptor type 5-like
Exons: 2
Coding region: 1-696 (231 amino acids)
Biological process (GO): neuropeptide signaling pathway
Cellular component (GO): plasma membrane
Molecular function (GO): neuropeptide receptor activity
Source: RefSeq, a predicted model, not a curated record